AUGGCACCAAAAGCGCUGAUAGUGUUGGCCCCGGGAUCUGAAGAGAUGGAAGUGGUUAUAGCGGCCGCUGUGUUGGUUAGAGCGGGGGUGUCGGUGACUGUGGCCGGUCUGGAGGGCCAAGUGGUGCACAAAUGUCGAGUCCACGUAAUGAUAGCGCCGGACGUAUCGCUGGAGUCGGUGAAAGACCAGGCGUUUGACGCGCUUAUAUUGCCCGGCGGUCUAACCGGGUCGGAGCGGUUGGUGGCCAGUCCUCUGGUCGGCCACAUAUUGCGCCGACACGAGGUGUCCGGUGCCCUCAUAGCGGCCAUAUGUGCGGCCCCGACAGCACUCAAAGCACAUGGUGUUGGACUCAAAAAGCGGAUCACUUCCCACCCAUUCGUUGCCGAUCAGCUCCGGGAGCACUACUCAUACAGUGAGGAUAGGGUUGUGAUCGACGGACAGCUUAUCACGAGUCGAGCCCCGGGAACGGCCUUCGAGUGGGCGCUCGCUAUCGUUGAGAAUCUUGUGGGCAAAGAGAAGGUGGAAGAAAUAAGACCCCCGCUGUUUCUCUAA
Molecule: messenger RNA, 552 nt
Organism: Medioppia subpectinata
Lineage: Eukaryota; Metazoa; Arthropoda; Arachnida; Sarcoptiformes; Oppiidae
Source: the annotation of a GenBank genome assembly